This is a messenger RNA of Amoebophrya sp. A120, 4059 nucleotides long. Lineage: Eukaryota; Dinophyceae; Syndiniales; Amoebophryaceae. The record is from the annotation of a GenBank genome assembly.
AGGAGAAAAAUCAAAGUCUGGUUCUCUUUUAGCUGACGUUCCCGGCUGUCUGGUUCGUCGAUAGUUGUCGCAGCGUCGCAUUUCGUUGCCACCCAGAAAUAGUCGCAAGGAUGGUCCGUCUGGGCAAGAUCUACCCGAUUAAAAUUCCGAAGGAGGUUGCGAUUCGCAAUGGGAAGCUGUCCUUGUUCCAGCUCGGCAUCCAGGUGUUGGUCGUAUCGCUGUUGCUGUGGCAGUUCAUCAAGGAGCGGAUGUACUACGUGGUGCAGAUUCCGCAGGGCUUUCCAAACGCCUGGGUGGGCGGCUCGGGGAACGCGGAUGCCUCGGCGGUGAGCACGGACUACAACUCGGACAUCUGCCGCGACAACCAGUCCUUCCUGUACAAGUACUCCGCGGGCUGGACCCACGGGGCCUACCAGUGCCUGCAGACCCCCAAGGCGGAGGCCGGGUUCAAGAUCGGCAAGCGCGAGAUCUACUUCCCCACCUACUUCCGCGAAACCAUCGUGGAGACGGAAUCUGGGAGCACCUGCAGCUCCGCAUCGUUUUGCACGAGCUCUGUCAGCUGCAGCCACAACAGUCUCUCGCAAGCGCCGCUAUACAACUUCGGCCAGAAGUGCUUCGAGGACGCGACGGAAAACAAUGUCCCGGCGUGGAACGGCCCAGCUGGCUCGCAGUCCCCGUCGCACGCUCACCAGAACGUCCGAAAGUGCGCGUGUAACCAACAGUCGCACUACCUCGUCGCGGGUGUAUCGUCUAGGAAAAUGACAUUUGAGCACAUCUUCAAGGUACAGAAAUUGGAAUGUCUAUUGCACGUGGGCAAAUAAAAACGAGAUCAUGCAGAAGCGCAAGCGUCUGUGAUGCAUGAGAAGCAUGGACGCCAGGGCCAGCAUUGCAUUUUCAUUACAGUGCUCCGCAAGAAAUCAAUAUGGAACAACGUGAACAUCGAAUGCUGCAAAAACAUAUCAAAGCUACAGCACAUCAGGCAGAGCAAAGCACCAAAUAAAAACCUUUAGGUUACCGCCGCGGACACGGAGGUUUCUGGUUCCUCUGGAACCCCAAAAGCGGUUGCGGACGAGGAUGAGAACAAACUGCCGGUGGUGUCCAUUAUCAUGCGGAAAGACCAGGACGGUGCCUACUCCGAGUACGAUUGCUCCUACGUACAGGUGGGCGGCAAGCCCGGGCAGUGCCGGUUUUCGGAGACCGCGGGCGUCCCGAACCCCCCUACCCUGACGCUGCAAGACUGGGUGGCGGCCGCCAGUAACGGGGAUAUCGACCUGCAAAACGCGGACGCGCGCAACCCGUCUAUCGCCAGCAAUCAGGCGGGCUCGGGCUACGACGCACGGGCGCCCUACCGGCUCACGGGCGUGGAAGUCGUGGUUUCAAUCGAGUACGUCGGGCCGGCCUUUCACAACCGCAUUCCGGAUAUGAGAUGCUAUAUUCAUUUUUUUAUAGGUUCUUGCCACCCUCCUGUGGCCCCUCUGCAAGGAAUACGAAUAAAUUCGUAUUGCAAUAAACUCGUGUUGCAGAUCAAGAAACGCAUAGGACGCACACAGGCAUCACAAAUUUCUUGAGGGCGAGCAAGUGAUGGCAUCAAGUAACCUAUUUGUAUUUUCUCACCAUACUGGAUGACGUGGACUUGUCCGGCUUCGACAAUCACAUGGUUGCGCUCAUCAAAGUCAGCGUGAAUCAGGUAAAAUUUGUUUCGUCGUGUUGUAUGAUAAAGAGAGAAACAAAAAAUGCAAAUCAUCUUCUCUGUGUUCGACAAAUAUCAUACGAAAUUACUCCGACUCAUCGUUUCAUCAGGCGAUGUGGACCGGCCUCCCCCACUUGGCGUACGAGAACCCCACGACUUCGUACUUUAGCGACAGCAACUUCAACAAGGGCAAGUUCCGCGAGCGCUAUUACUACGGGAUUCGGUUUCUCUUUACCACGUCCACCUCCUCCGCCUACGGGGCCUUCUCCUGGACCGAUUUUCUGACCGGUAUGGCCGUGUUCAAGGUGUACUUCGGUGCCGCGGGCGCCAUCGUGGUGCUGUUCGCCCUGACCGCUCUCGGCCGGCUGUCCCUGCAGUACAAGCGCGCGACGCUGACGCCCCUGGACCUCGAGUACGAAGCGACAAGGGUGGCCCCGGCGCGGAUUCUGGUGGCGGUGUCGGCCUUCCAUGGCCUGUGUAAGAUUGUAGAGGACGAAAACCCGAAACUGCUUCUGACCGACGAAAAGGGGAACAGGGUACUGGAGUUGUGAUGUUUUUAUCUGGCAAUAAACUUCGUCCUGCAUAUCAUAUGUAGCCGACACACUAAAAGUAGUCAUGCUAUUUCUGCAUUUUUUCUUUUUGUUUUGCAUGGUUUUCUCAUUCUCUUAUCCUUUUCGUAAAAAUAAAAAUGCAACUAAAUCCAGGUCAUCCACGCCGCCUCUGUGAACUCUGAUGUUUUGAACAAGUGCUUUGGCAAGGUGUUCGGCUCGGGCAAGAUUACACUCGGCUCCGGCGGCAUCGAGGCUUUGAGCGAGGCGGUGCUGGCCACGCUGGGCGACGAACGCACCCUGGACGUGGAAAAAUUCGUGAACGCCUAUCUCGCCUGCGACUGCUUGGAUCUUACCGAGAUGCAGCAGGUACUUAAAGAGAACUUUCGUUAUCUUCACUUCUCUCCUGGCGUGCCCUUGAGCUUUUCAUUUCCGCUGCUCCUUCCUUCUCUUUGUCUGGUCUUUCUUGUUCUUUGUGAACAUACCAACAGCAUCUUCUUGUUCAAAGUUAAAACACAAAUCGCUAUAUGAUCCAGGUUUUCGACGAGGAUCGCAAGGUGGGUCGGUUGGAUAUGGCGUUCUCAACUGUUACAUCCUCAACUGUUACAUGGAUUUGUCAUGCAAGAACGGCAACAGUAAAAGAGGGGACCUAACGCGUCUUGCAUGACAGAUUUGGCACGGAUUCUCAGCCUGUUGGGCUCUUCGAGAAUUUGCCAUGCGAAGCAGCUUGAUCAUGUCGAUUCUGAUUGUCAUUUUGCAUGAGAAAUCGUGUAACAGUUGAGAAUGUAACAUUUGAGAACGUCAUAUUGGAGCAGUUUUUCUCGACGCCCCUGGAGAUCCCGUUCGCGUGCGAAAAUGUGAUGAACCGGAAGUCCAAUAAGGACUUGGAGGGGUCCAGUCAGGAAGCGUCGCCACGAGGACAGGCCCGCACAAUCCAGAUGCAGCAGCCGUAACUUCAUUGUCUUACGGCAAAAGACUUUGACUUGUGUUCGUUGGUAGAAAUAAAAAGAUUGUAAAGCUGCAUGCUUCUACCAGGAGCAAGCAGGCACAUGUCAUAAAAUUCUCCCGUAGAAAUCAUUGAGCACUCGCGACGAGGGGUGAUGUUGAAGCAAGACAAGUCACAACGAUUUUAUCCCCUUUCUACGCCUUUGAUGUUGCACAAAGAGGAUCAUUAUCGACCAGAGGAAGGCGGUCUGAUAAAGAAAAUGGGCGCUACCGUAGUGUACUUCUAGUAUCGGUUUGCAAAAUAAAAAGACAAGCGUUUUAGAAAAGAUAUAUUUGAACAUGUCUAAGUCUACCGGACCCCGAAUUUGAUUUUCCACUGACACCAUCGCCGUCACUGUCUCCUCUAAAGGGAUGGUGCUUUUUUACAACUCCUCUUCCCCCUUUUUUUGCUUACUUCAUCAAAUAAUCGCUAACUGUAAUUAUGCAAUUAGCAAACACAUGGUUUGUCGGAUGGUCUGUUUAUGUUUUAGGAGACGCAUCGGCAGCAUUAAUGUACGAUUUGGUUUUUCAACGAUUCACACCACACGACAUGAUGUCAUGAUGAAACAGGACUCUGAGCUGCACACCGUACAAGAAGUAGAAAUAGAACGUACAUGAACUAGCAUAGGUAAAAGGUAUUUUGGUUUCUCUCGCUUUGGACAUCGUGGCUUGACAAAAUGGUAAUUUUACGGAGCAGAUCAUGAAAUACGGAACAGGCUGUGUUGUAUCACAACCUUGAGCCGUGCUCUAGACGGAAAGAACGCGACGAGGAUAUUGAAAAAGCAUAUAGCUGCACGAUAUGCACAAAAUAUGAAUCCGCACCUUGUUCAAAGGAAU